GCAAGACAAAGUGGGUUGCCGUAUCGCGAGGAAUUGGCGUCACUGAUCACUACGGAUCAAUAGUUUUUUUUUCCCCUAAAUCGUCGACUCUCGUUUUCUUCUCCGGAGACCAAAUCGGAAUUUCGCUCUCCGUUCGUUCGCUGGGAAUCCAAUGCCGGAAGACCCUACGUCGAUUGACUAUGUCAUGGAGAAGGCAUCGGGGCCUCACUUCUCCGGUCUCCGCCUAGACGGCCUUCUCUCUUCUCCGUCGAAAUCUUCAAACUCUUCUCCUUCUCACUUCCGUUCCGGUGUUUCAUCUUUCUCGGCUAUCGAAGAUCCCGCCGCGCCUAAUCAGCCCUUCGUUAUCGGAGUUACUGGUGGUACCGCUUCUGGUAAGACCACGGUAUGUGACAUGAUCAUCCAGCAACUUCAUGAUCAUCGCAUUGUUCUAGUUAACCAGGAUUCUUUUUACCGUGGUCUGACAUCUGAAGAACUGGACCAUGUGCAAGAAUACAAUUUCGAUCAUCCUGAUGCCUUUGACACUGAGCAGCUUUUGCAUUGCAUUGAGACACUUAAGAGUGGCCAUCCCUAUCAAAUUCCAAUUUACGACUUCAAGACACAUCAACGUAAAUCAGAUGCUUUUCGCCAGGUCAAUGCUUGUGAUGUGAUAAUUUUGGAAGGGAUUCUAGUAUUCCAUGACUCACGAGUUCGGGAUGUAAUGAAUAUGAAGAUCUUCGUUGACACAGAUGCUGAUGUGAGGCUUGCUCGCAGAAUCAGGCGUGACACGGUUGAGAGGGGUAGAGAUGUUGAUUCUGUGCUUGAACAGUAUGCAAAGUUUGUGAAGCCCGCGUUUGAUGAUUUUGUGCUCCCUUCAAAGAAAUAUGCCGAUGUGAUCAUUCCCCGAGGAGGUGACAAUCACGUUGCUGUUGAUUUGAUUGUGCAACAUAUCCACACAAAACUUGGGCAACAUGAUCUCUGCAAAAUCUACCCUAAUGUUUUUGUUAUCCAAUCAACAUUUCAGAUAAGAGGCAUGCAUACACUUAUUCGAGAGAAGGACAUAUCAAAACAUGACUUUGUGUUUUACUCAGAUCGCCUCAUUCGUCUGGUUGUGGAGCAUGGUCUUGGCCAUUUGCCAUUCACUGAGAAACAAGUGGUUACUCCAACAGGAUCUGUGUAUAGCGGCGUUGAUUUCUGCAAGAAACUUUGUGGUGUCUCAAUCAUUCGAAGUGGUGAAAGCAUGGAAAACGCAUUACGCGCUUGUUGUAAAGGGAUAAAAAUAGGGAAGAUUCUCAUUCAUCGUGAUGGCGACAAUGGAAUGCAGCUCAUAUAUGAGAAGCUUCCAAGUGAUAUUUCCGAGCGCCAUGUCCUGCUUCUAGAUCCCGUUUUAGGCACAGGUAACUCUGCAAGUCAGGCGAUAGAACUACUCAUACAGAAAGGAGUUCCUGAAUCCCACAUUAUAUUCCUCAAUCUUAUCUCUGCUCCAGAAGGAAUCCAUUGCGUCUGCAAACGGUUUCCACUGUUGAAGAUUGUGACAUCAGAAAUAGAUCAGUGUCUGAACGAAGAGUUUCGGGUUAUACCAGGCUUGGGUGAAUUUGGUGAUCGCUACUUUGGUACUGACGAGUAAACUAUUUACUAAUCAAGACAACAGUGCUUCUAUUUAUAAAUCCGGCGUAAUGGUUGUUGUGUCUUUGUGUGUGUGGGCAUAAAGUUGCGACCAUGUUAUCAAAACAUGAACCACGGGAAGGGAAUCAUUGUUUGCUUUUUUUUUUUUCCCUUUCGUAAAGCUUCUUGCUUACUUGAAAGUUGGUAAACCAAAGUCAUUUGGAGUUUCUUGGUUUUGUACAUAGUUUGAUUUCGAUCAACAGACCCCAUUACUCCGAUUGAGCACUAUUUGGAAAAAAAUGGUAAUAUA
Eutrema salsugineum is the source of this 1891-nucleotide messenger RNA. RefSeq names its product uridine kinase-like protein 2, chloroplastic. Gene Ontology annotation, cellular component: cytoplasm; chloroplast. Gene Ontology annotation, molecular function: ATP binding; kinase activity. The coding region runs from base 152 to 1603 and encodes 483 amino acids. The transcript is spliced from 14 exons. NCBI's taxonomy places the organism in Eukaryota, Viridiplantae, Streptophyta, Magnoliopsida, Brassicales, Brassicaceae. The record is from RefSeq and is a predicted model, not a curated record.